This is a messenger RNA of Chironomus riparius, 353 nucleotides long. NCBI's taxonomy places the organism in Eukaryota, Metazoa, Arthropoda, Insecta, Diptera, Chironomidae. The record is from the annotation of a GenBank genome assembly.
UCAUUGCCAAAUGUUCUGAGGUCGUAAAAAUAUUAAUUGGCAAUUUUCUAGGAAUUUUAAAAAAUUGUUAAAUUGAGUCAUUGGUUAAUGAUGUGUAAUAGUAAAGGAGAAGGAAGGACUAGCAAAUGCAAAGUCAUUUAAAUGGUUUUAAUCAUCGAACUCUUGGAUCGGUUGCCCGAAUAGCACAAGACGCUAGAGUCAGCAAUGGCAUAAGGUGUCAAACGAUAGAACUGUCUUUAAACGUUCUCUAAGCGCCGCAAUGGGCCCACGUUCGCCCCAGCUAAGAAAGUAAGUAAGAAAUCAUUACUAGGUUCUGCUUAGACUUUUUUGUCACUCAAUAUGAUAUUUGACUU